Messenger RNA from Paramuricea clavata, 3478 nucleotides. The record is from the annotation of a GenBank genome assembly. Lineage: Eukaryota; Metazoa; Cnidaria; Anthozoa; Malacalcyonacea; Plexauridae.
AUGUGCGACAAAAUUUACUAUGACACUACGUUAAUUGUUGUUUUGGAAUUUGGUUCAUUGAAAAUAUAUCAUGUCUUGACUCAUAAUGUGGAAUCUAGAAGAAUUUGGUAAGACUUAUCAACUGAAAUUAUUAUCAUAAAUGCAUUCCCAGAAGAAUGCAAUAAUCAUUCGCUUUAUUUGACGCUCGUCCCGCGGUUAAGAAAGGACAUGAUGUUUUAUGCAUAUUCACUCAGUUUAUGAUUUAUCGCAGGCAAAGGAACUCUUAAAGCUUUAUUUCAAACUUGACACAUUUUUUUCAUUUCUGAAAAAGCUAGGAAACUUUGGAUAUUUGGGGCGAAAGAUUUGGGAAUGUUGGGAGUCUUAAUUUCGGAAAACUUGAUAAUGCACGCCAAACUAAAGGACAUGCAUACAGACACUGAUUUUCUGUCCCUUUUCGUGUCAUUUUGCCAAAUACUAUGCUGUUUGUUGAAUGAUUCUGUUAAGUUUACGAGGAUGGAAGAAACAGUACAGUAAAAAAAACUUGACGGAAACCACCAAACUUCAUUAUUUUUCAUGCAGUAUUGAACAACCAUGUAAAUAUAUAAUUUAUUCACUCCAAAGUGACUAUACUUAAUAUUACUGCAUAUAAAGAUAUCAAAUAGUGUGGUGUAUAGCGUACUCACAAGAUGUUUCUACAAAUAAUGUUAUUAUGACAACGGAAUUAGCCGCUGUAUUUGCGAUCACUUUGCAGUCAAAAAAAGUUGCGAAUUUUUUUUUUCUGGGACUGGGGAUCUUUUCUUGGAAACUGUGCGUUGUUCUCUAAAUUAAAACAGGAAAUACAUGUUUUCAUAAGAGUUGUGUAAAAACAAAAACAAUAUCAAUGAAACUGAUUGGGCGAAGGAACAGCUGUACAGCAGUUGUUCACAGAGGGUGGGGAAGGAUAUUUUCGUGAGCCGUGAAUAGUGAGUAUUUGCUCGUGUGAAAUGCUCGAUUUUAGUGUCGUGAAAUGUGAUUUGUUCUACAGCCGUGACGCGUGAUUGUUGAAAAAAAUGCUCCGUGAAAUGAGAAUUAAACAAGCCUGUUUCAUGAACUGGCAUUAUUAUAGUGAUUAUUAUAAUAACCAUAAUACGCGAUAAUCAACUUUAUAUCAACUCACUCGAUUGCACAAGACUAAAAACUUCGGAGGCCUUUCGCGAGGUUCCUGGCGGUGAGCACAAGAUUGUUGACGGUAAGGACAAGGUUCCUGCCAGUGAGGACAAGCUAUCUGGCGGUGUGGACAAGGUUCCUGCCGGUGACGACAAGGUUGCUGGCGGUAAGCACAAGGUUCCUGGCGGCAAGGACAAGGUUCCUGGCGGUGAGGACAAGGCUCCUGGCGGUGAGGAAAAGGUUCCUGCCGGUGAGGACAAGAUUCCUACCGUUGCGGACAACGUUGCUGGCGGUGAGGACAAGGUCCCUGGCGGUGAGGACAAGGUUUCUGGCGGUGAGGACAAGAUUCCUGGCGGUAAGGCCUAGGUUUCUGGCGGGGAAGACAAGGUUCCUGUAUUUGAGGACAAGGUUCAUACCGGUGAGGACAAAGUUCCUGCCGGUGAGGACAAGGUUCCUGGCGGUGAGGACAAGGUUUCUGGCGGUGAGGACAAGGUUUCUGGCAAUGAGGACAAGGUUCCUGGCCGUGAGGUCAAGCCUUAUCCCGCUAAGGACAAGGUUCCUGGCGGUGAGGACAAGGUUUCUGGCGGUGAGGACAAGGUUUCUCUCGGUGAGGACAAGGUUCCUGGCGGUGAGGACAAGGUACAUUGCGGUGAGGACAAGGCUUCUGGCGUUGAGGACAAGGUUCUUGGCGGUCAGGACAAGGCUCCUGGCGGUGAGGACAACGUUCCUGGCGUUCACGACAAGGUUCCUGGCGGCGAGGAUAAGGUUUCUGGCGGUGAGGACAAGGUUCCUGGUGGUGAGGACAAGGUUCCUGGCGGUGAGGACAAGGUUCCUGGCGCCGCGGUGGGAACAAGGUUCCUGGCGGUGAGGACAAGGCCGUGGCGUUCAGGACAAGGUCACUGGCGGUGAGGACAAGGUUUCUUGCGGUGAGGACAAGGUUCCUUGUGGUGAGGACAAGGUACCUGGCGGUGACAACAAGGUUCCUGGCGGUGAGGACAUGGUUCCUGGCGGUGAGGUCAAGGUUUCUGCCGCUAAGGACAAGGUUUCUGGCGGAGGGGAGAAGGUUUCUGGCGUUGAGGACAAGGUUCCUGGCGGUGAGGACAAGGUUCCCGGCGGUGAGAACAAGGUUUCUGGCGGUGAGGACAUGGUUUUUGGCGGUGAGAAGAAGGUUCCUGGCGGUGAGGACAAGCUUCCUGACGGUGGGGACAAGGUUCAUGGCGGUGAGGACAAGGUUUCUGGCGGUGAGGAUAAGGUUCCUGGCGGUGAGGAGAAGGUUCCUGGCGGUGACAACAAGGUUCUUGGCAGUGAGGAGAAGGUUUCUGGCGGUGAGGAGAAGGUUUCUGGCGGAGAGGACAAGGUUCCUGGCGGUGAGGACAAGGUUCCUGGCGGUGAGGACAAGGUUCUUGGCGGUGAGAACAAGGUUCCUGGCGGUGAGAAGAAGGUUCCUGGAGGUGAGGACAAGCUUCCUGGCGCUGGGGGCAAUGUUUCUGGCGGUGAGGACAAGGUUUCUGGCGGUGAGGAGAAGGUUCCUGCCGCUGAGGAGAAGGUUCCUGGCGGUGACAACAAGGUCCCUGGCGGUGAGGACAAGGUUCCUGGCGUUGAGGACAAGGUUCCUGGCGGUGAUGACAAGCUUCCUUGUGGUGAGACAAGGUUCGUUGUGGUGACGACAAAGUUCCUGGCGGUGACAACAAGGUUCCUGGCGGUGAGGACAAGGUUUCUGGCUGUGAGGAGAAGGUUCCUGGCGGUGAGGAGAAGGCUCCUGGCGGUGAGAACAAGGUUCCUGGGGGUGAGGACAAGGUUCCUGGCGGUGAGAACAAGGCUUCUGGGGGUGAGGACGAGGAUCCUGCCGGUGAGGACAAGGUUCCUGGCGGUGAGGACAAGGUUUCUGGCGGUGAGGACAAGGUUCCUGGCGGUGAGGGCAAGGUUUCUGGCGGUGAGGACAAGGUUCCUGGCGGGGAGGACAAGGUUUCUGGCGGUGAGGACAAGGUUUCUGGCGGUAAGGACAAGGUUGCUGGCGGUGAUGACAAAGUUCCUGUGGGCGAGUACAAGGUUCCUACCGAGGAGGACAAGCUUCCUGGCGGUGAGAACACGGCUUCUGGCGGUGAGGACAAGGUUUCUGGCGGUGAGAAGAAGGUUCUUGGAGGUGAGGACAAGCUUCCUGACGGUGGGGACAAGGUUCAUGGCGGUUAGGACAAGGUUUCUGGCGGUAAGGAGAAGGUUCCUGGCGGUGAGGAGAAGGUUCCUGGCUGUGACAACAAGGUUCCUGGCGGUGAGGACAAGGUUCCUGGCGGUGAGGACAAGGUUUCUGGGGGUGAGGACGAGGUUCCUGCCGGUCAGGACAAGGUUCCUUGUG